Molecule: messenger RNA, 564 nt
Organism: Mya arenaria
Lineage: Eukaryota; Metazoa; Mollusca; Bivalvia; Myida; Myidae
Product: zygote arrest protein 1-like
Exons: 2
Coding region: 122-394 (90 amino acids)
Biological process (GO): translation
Cellular component (GO): cytoplasm
Molecular function (GO): mRNA base-pairing post-transcriptional repressor activity
Source: RefSeq, a predicted model, not a curated record
UUCGAAAAUACAACACUCGAUUGUAUUUUCGGAAAAUGAAACGCGAAGUUAUAUAAUGAGAAACAAAAAUACAUUGCAGUACAAUAUUUGAAAACCUGUUAUUGAACGGCCUUUGAAAACAAUGUACGGAUUCUUCGAAUGUUCUGACUGCAAUUUGGAAUGGGAAAGUUCAAAGGUGUACUUCAAAGACCGACUCAGAAAUGUGUAUUACGGACAGGAGUGUAAGGAGUGUGGCACCAUGUGCCAGCCAUACCGUGUUGAGGAGACGACGUGCUCUCGAUGCGGGCAGGUGGCCAGAACAUGCGGGUGCGACAAGACCCGCCACACGGAUCCAAGAAAGCCGCACAGGAGAGACCUCUGUGAGAAAUGCAAGUCCGGUAGCCCUUGCCAGUAGCCUCCCAUUGAAUUGAGCUGUGAGGCUCGUUGACCCUUGCUACGGACAUACCAUUGGAAUCUAGUCUUAUAUAGCAUACACACUAUUUAACAAUUGAUUAUUUAGCAAAUUAUUUCAGACAGAAUAUGAUUGGUUUAAAUAAUAAUAAUUAUAAUAAAAUAUUAAUUAUA